Miscanthus lutarioriparius is the source of this 522-nucleotide messenger RNA. The record is from the annotation of a GenBank genome assembly. NCBI's taxonomy places the organism in Eukaryota, Viridiplantae, Streptophyta, Magnoliopsida, Poales, Poaceae.
AUGGCGUUCUCCGGCGGAUCUGGUGGUUCCCGCCUUCAAUCUCCAUCUGUUCCCUUGUUCUUCAUCCUUGAAAGUCGAUUGAGACUCGUUCUUAGCAUCCUCGACGCAUCUCCGUCUUCUGUCCGUCGUUCUCAUCGAUGGCCGCCGCCACCUCCGGGGCUCCAAUCUCCGUUGAGGUACCGGGGGUGUGCAUCCGGUCCAUCUCAUCGUCGUUUCCGGCGCUCCGGCUCUAGAGCCGUCGAGGAACCGGAGACGGCAAAGAUGACCCCAGGCAUAGGCGACGCCGAAGAAGGGGAGUUUGAUCACUCCCAGAACGACGAGCUACGGAUGUGCGGGUUAGCCGGGGAUGAUGAGCAGGACGAUGUACGCGAGGACUGCGCCGAGUUAUUUGGGCGGUCUGCUGUUGAUCCCCUUCCCUAUGACCAAGAUGCGGUCCCGAUCCACAGGGAAGGGGCCGAUCCCGAUGCCGACGGUGGCGACAGUGAGCUAUUAAGACUUGGACAUGCUGGAGGCUGGAUGUAA